Molecule: messenger RNA, 3003 nt
Organism: Adineta ricciae
Lineage: Eukaryota; Metazoa; Rotifera; Eurotatoria; Adinetida; Adinetidae
Source: the annotation of a GenBank genome assembly
AUGGCUUCGAAAAACCCUCAGCUUGCUCUAUUUAAAUCUUUUGCUGAUGCAUAUAAGAAAGGUCAUCCUGGUAUGACCAAAUACGCAUGCCAUUACAAUACUGAACUUGAAUGGAAUAAGAUAAAAAAUAAUGCGCAAUUGGUUAAAGUUGAAAUCGAAAAAUAUUUAGAACUUGCGAAGGAAUCUGGAAGCCAAGAAACCGUCAAGGCAACGACGACUGAUAAUCCACCGAAGCCGGAAAAACCGGUUAGCACAACAACAGCAACAAACGAACGUAAACGAACAUUAUCAUCUGAUGAUGAAUAUGAACCAUAUGAGCGAGAAUUAGAAAACGAUAUUAUCAUACCUGUUGAACCAACAUUUACGAAACGCGAUUCGAUGAUGCUUUCCGAAUUCAAUGAUCCCAGUAAACCGUGGGUUGCUCGUUCGCUUGCGAGAGCACAUGCGCGAGCUGAAGCGCGUGUUGCUAAAAUUCAAGCUCGACGUCUUGCAAGUGAAAGUCGAAUCAAAACUCCCGUUCAGGAAGGAGUUAUAAAAGAAAUUAAGGAGAUCUCCGAACGUAUUGCUAGUUUGAUUCAAGUGAAAAAUAUGGGUUUAUCAACAUCAGAUUCAAAUCAAACAUUAAAGAAAUUACUUCAACAGAAAAAGGAGCGCAAAGCUGAAUUAAGUCGUCUACAAUCGAAACAACGUUCAUCUGCACGAUAUCGUCAACGGAAGAAACGCUAUGUCGAGACACUGUGCGCUGCCGAUCCAGAAGUUGCUUCCGAACUCUUAGCACUUUACAAACCUGCGACAAUUCGUGUACAAAUUGAUAACAUUUGUCCAGAUUUAAUCCAAACAAUGGAAGAAAUUGCUCGAAUUGGUGGAGCAACCGAAGUCAAUCCUCGAUUGUUGAAUCCUACACCGUGCGCAUCACUAGAUGACCUACGGCUUAAAGUUAAAGAACGCGGUUUUGAAAUUCGACGCUCAUCAACUUAUUAUCGAUUAAUACCAGCAGGAAUUUUCAGUGAAGAUGGGAAAAAACGAGUGAAUACAGAACCUGUUCGUCUUCGAAAAUAUCAAGAAGUCGAACAAGUAAAACACGAAGAUUGUCAUUUCGUUAAUGCAACUUUACAACAUAUUAAAGAUUUAGCUGGAACAUUUGGCAAUGAAUGUGUCUUUUACUUGAUUCAAGAUCGAAAAGCUUCUGUUCGAAUUGGUCGACCAUCAGCUAGAGGACGUUCACCGUUCAUAAUGCAUUUAGAUUAUCAAAUAAGUACAACAAAUCCAACAUCGAUAACAUCGAGCAUUCCUUAUCAAUUAAAACCCACAGUUUAUGCAUCAUGUUUUAUUGAUGAUACUGGUGUCCUUAACUAUGCAGGUCCAACGUAUAUCUCAAUUCGAUCAGCAAAAUAUGAUCGAUUUACUUCCGACAGCGAAGAUGUCGAUUUUGAUUGCAUAGUUAAAUUAAAAGAAUUUGAAAGAACUGCUCGAAAUCAUAUUGGAACGAUAAAACCAAUUAUUAUCAUGGGUGUAGAUAGCCUGGAACCUACGGAUUACACACGGUUGCCGUCGACACUGACUUCAGCAAUAAAUAAAUUCAAAAAAUAUAAUCUCGAUGCUUUGUUCAUUGUGGCGCAAGCACCGGGCCAAAGAACAUUCAACGUUGUCGAACGGCGUUUAGCAUCUUUGUCACAAGAUUUAACUGGUUUAGUUUUACCUCAUGAUUAUUUUGGUACACAUCUGAAUGUGAGUGGUGUGACUAUCAAUAGUGAGUUAGAGAAAAACAACUUGAAAAGAGCCGGUGACGUUCUCGGAGAAGUUUGGAAUAUGGAUAUGAUUGAUCAGUAUCCUGUUUACGCAGAAUAUGUUGAACCAACAGAAACUAUUGAUGAUACUAUUCGAUUAAUUGAUAGUCAAUUUACGUUGGACACAAUUGUUGAUGAUAUUUGUGAUGAAGAAGAAGAAACACCGCUUCAUCUUCGUGUCACUCGCAACCGACCUGCUCCAACUCAACAUUUAAUUUCUGAUAUUCCAGUCAAACCCAUUAAUACUAUUGAUGAAUAUUGGUGUGCCACACAUGUUUUUCAAAGUCAAUAUUCUAUACAAAUAAUUCGUUGUACAAAACCGGAAUGUUGUGGUCUAUGGCGUUCAAAUUAUAUUCAAGUAUUUCCACAUCGUUUUCUGCCACCGCCCGUUCCAUUUGAUCGUUCAACUGCUGGUGUUAGUUUAGCAGAACUCGAAUCGUCGAAUGCCGCCACAAAUCUCAUCUCACCUUAUUAUGGUACUUUAUUUCAACGCAUUCAAUUUCAUGGCAUUGUCAUGGAACGAACGAAUAAUUUGUUUUUGCCAUUCGAUUCGUAUUGUCCAUCUGUACAAACAAAACUUCAUUCUCGUGUUUGUUCAAUUUGUAAACAGUACGUACCGACAGCCACUCGUCUACGUAAUCAUUAUCGUGUACAUCAACAAAAAUAUACAGCGAAUUGUAUUGAUUAUAAAUUUUACAAAGAUGAAGAGUUAAUCGAUGAACCAGAUCCAAUCGAACCUUGUACAACUCUUCCGUGUCAACUUAAUCCAAGUCUCCAUGGUGUUUUUCUUUUCUCUGACAUGGCUGAAUGGUUGAAAUCUGAUUUCGAAGCCGAUCCUGUUGUUGAAUCCAAAGCGAAAUCUUCAGCAUCACUCGCAAACGCUAUGGUUCGAAAAGAGAAACAAUUACAAGAAGCAGCAGCGGCAGCUAUCGGUAUAAGUUCAAGUCAACUUGGGCAACUCAAUACAGUUGAAUCUGCUGCGACAAUAUCAGUGGACAAUGCAUUGACAUCAACAAAUGAACUCAUUUCUGCGAACGACAUCAAAAUUGAAAACGAGCUCAUUGAUAUCGUUGAUGUUAGUAUGGAUAAUACCAAUGUUAUCAAUGCCAUGGAACAAUUAGCGGUUACGGAUGAUAGCAGUGAUUUAGCUAAUGCUGAAAACGAAAACUUAUUGAGUCAAUAUGAUGAUCUCAGUGAUCUUAUUGAUCAAAUUUAA